AUGUCGAGCAAGAUGCUAGCCUCACUGACCCACUCCCGGCCGCUAGCCUGCGCCGCCACGUCGGCCUGCCUCUAUCCUACGCGGCUGGUGCCUCAUCCUCCGGACCUCAUCAAAUGGGUCAGGAGAGAAGGCGGGUUUGUUCACCACUCCGUAAAGAUUGCUUAUUUGGAGGACGCAAAACCCAACGGGCUCGGGCUAGGGUUAGGGCUUGUGGCCUCGGAGGAUAUUCCCAAAGGUUCUGACCUCAUUUCACUCCCCCACCAUAUUCCUCUUAGAUUUGAUGGAGAAUCCUCGACCUUGAUCGAAUUAGCUCGGCAUGUACCAGAGGAACUCUGGGCCAUGAAAUUGGGUUUAAAGCUUCUACAAGAAAGAGCAAAAAGUGGUUCCUUCUGGUGGCCAUACAUCAGCAAUCUUCCUGAAUCUUUUACUGUACCCAUUUUCUUUCCGGGAGACGAUAUCAAGAAUUUACAGUAUGCUCCCCUUCUUCAUCAGGUAAACAAGAGAUGCCGUUUUCUUCUUGAAUUUGAUAAAUUGAUGAAAAGGGAACUGGAAAAUGUAAAACUGGAUGACCACCCUUUUGGAGGACAAGAUAUUGAUGCGUCAGCACUCGGGUGGGCAAUGUCUGCUGUUUCAUCACGAGCAUUUCGUUUAUACGGCAGUAAACGUGCAGAUGGGACCCACGUUGAUGCCCCUAUGUUGCUUCCCCUAAUAGAUAUGUGCAACCACAGUUUCAUGUCCAAUGCUGAAAUCGUACAAGAAAAAGAUGCAAACAGCAAGGAUAUGAUUGUGAAGGUCAUUGCUGCUACACAAAUUAAACAAAAUGAUCCUUUAGAACUCAAUUAUGGUUGCCUGAAUAAUGAUCUUUUUCUGCUGGAUUAUGGGUUUGUGGUUCCCUCAAAUCCAUACGACUGCAUCGAACUCAAAUACGACCCGACUCUUUUAGAUGCUGCCAGCAUGGCUGCGGGGGUUUCGGCCCCCAACUUCUCAGAGCCAUCUCCAUGGCAGCAGCAAGUUUUGUACCAGUUGAAUUUAGACGGUGAAAAUUCUGAUCUCAAGGUGAGAGUCGGAGGAUCGGAGCUGGUGGAAGGCCGCCUGCUUGCUGCCCUAAGAGUCCUCCUAUCAACUGACAAAGAAGGUGUCGAAAAGCAGGAUUUGGAUACCCUGAAAUCAAUAAAAUCAGAGGCCCCACUCGGAGUUUCAACUGAGGCUGCUGCUUUUCGCACGAUUAUCGCCCUUUGCAUGAUCGCACUUGGCCACUUCCCGACAAAAUUAAUGGAAGAUGAAUUACUUUUGGAGAAGAAAGUCCCAAACACGACUGAACUGGCUGUAAAAUACAGGAUGCAGAAGAAGUCGGUCAUUAUUGACGCCAUGCAGGAUAUUAGCAGGAGGUUGAAGCCACUUUUGUCGACUAAAUAG
Molecule: messenger RNA, 1416 nt
Organism: Striga hermonthica
Lineage: Eukaryota; Viridiplantae; Streptophyta; Magnoliopsida; Lamiales; Orobanchaceae
Source: the annotation of a GenBank genome assembly